Molecule: messenger RNA, 2406 nt
Organism: Cucumis sativus (cucumber)
Lineage: Eukaryota; Viridiplantae; Streptophyta; Magnoliopsida; Cucurbitales; Cucurbitaceae
Product: pre-rRNA-processing protein las1
Exons: 9
Coding region: 369-2192 (607 amino acids)
Biological process (GO): maturation of LSU-rRNA; maturation of 5.8S rRNA
Cellular component (GO): preribosome, large subunit precursor; Las1 complex
Molecular function (GO): endonuclease activity
Source: RefSeq, a predicted model, not a curated record
UAAAAACAAAGAGGUUUCCCUCUUUCUUUUCAUUCUUCACAAUCCCCCGCGUCAAGUUCACAGCCGCCUGUGUUUCUUCUUCAACUCCGGAGAUUCUCCAUAGACCCACCAUACCCUCCGCCGCCAGCAGUCAUCAGUGCGACUCCGACCAGCGACCGUGUCUCACCUACACUAUUGACGACUGUUUGCUGCUCUUCUACAGUAGCGACUAGUUGCUAUUCUACACCCUUGCAGACGGAGACACACGGCGCACGACGGCGCAACAUCCUCCGGCACCGAAACCACGAGCUCCACAUUUUGAAUUCUUCUGUUGAUAACUUUGGACUGAUCCAACAAGAUUUAACGGCGAAAUUGGGCUGCAGGUUUCGAUGGAUUCGCUGUUAGGAUUUGAAGAAGUGCCGGGAGAGAAUGAAGAAGAGAAUUUGUCGACGUACAGCCGCAAAUUGGUACCCUGGUCAACUUGGAACGAAUGGCUUUUCGUUAGUCAGUCACUCUUCUCUGACUCUCCAGACUCCGUCGCCGCCGCUCUGAGCAGAAUAUCAACAUGGAGAAGCAAAGGAUGUCUUCCAGUUGUCAUUGAAGUUACAGCAUCGAUUAUCGAAAUCCAACAAAAGGAUCCUUACUUCAUAAAGAACCAAUCAAUGGAUGCUUCAGUUCGUGGUACAGAGAACCAAUUAAAUCUUGUUUCACUUUCAGAGGAAGCACUAGCCAUGUUAUAUUGCAUGGCCAUUAUGAGGCUUGUAAAUGGUGUUGUCGAGAAGACACGUAAGAAAACAGAAGUUUCAAUUGCCGUGGCAGCUGAUGCUAUUGGUUUACCCCGUUUACUGAUUGAUAUUCGUCAUGAGGGUUCUCAUCGUGAACUUCCAGCUCUUCAGAUGGUUCGGCAUGCCUCAGCCAAGGCGCUUUGUUGGUUGAAAUCUUACUAUUGGGAACCUCAGGAGAAAGCUAUUCCGUUUCAAGGUGAUAUAAGUACUUCCAUUAGAAAGGAAAUCAAAUCCAAACUUCGUGGUUUGGCUUUCAAUUUAGAAAUGAAACAAAAUCCUCAGCUGGAAUCUGCCGUGGUCAAGCCAAAGCGUUUGAAGACAAAGACUGGCAAGACACUGAAGGUUCUCAUUCAGUUAUAUUCUACUUUCUCUUCAGAAUUUGUCUCUGUAUUGUUGGAAUUCUUGCUAAAGGCGAUGAGGUCAUCAGACUUGGCAUUUCCCAAAAAUUCCAAAAAAUCUAGCAGCUCUGUAUUGGAUGGUUGGAAGCUUACGGUUGCUAAGAUCUCAAAUAAGGAACCAGAAUUGCUUUUAGAUCUGCUUGAGGCAGUUCUUGAGAAGAUUAAGACUCAAGUAGCCUUGGAAUAUGAAAGUCAGUACUUCUUGCCCUCAGACCACAAAAUGGAAAGCUGUCAAGUGGCACAACUUUCCUCUUUGUUUGCAUGGCUCGUUGACAAACUUAAUGGAAUAAAACUUAAGCGCAAGGGAGAAGUCUUCUCCGGGAAACACAUUCCGAAAGGUGUUCUCAUGGAGUUGCUACGUAAAUGCCUUCUGGUUUCAGCUCCUUGGAACAAGCGGCUUCUGGAUUCAGCCACCAAUCUUGCACAGUUAUUGGACGACGAUUCUCUAGUGAAGAAACUGAACAAGCUAUUCUUUGUGAAUGCACCGAUUUCAUCUAUCCCAGAUGAAGAAAAUCCCAACCAUUCCGCAUCUGAGGACAGUUUUAAUCAGGCAGAGUCGCUCCGUGAAGCAAGUCGGAAACUAGAGACGAUUAAACUCCGCAAAAGAAAGAACAACUUGGCAUCAAAUCCAGUAGACGGUAAUGUUGGAGGUUCCAGUAGAUGGACUGUGGUAAGUUCAUGGACUCCAUGUCCAAUUGGUAUGUUGCCUCGUUCAAUUGGCUGUUCUGGUCGGCCUUCCGUUCUCGAUCUCAAUCCCGAGAACGAACCAACUUCAGAAGAGCUGAGAAGCAAAGAGAAGUGUGAACUCAACAACUCUAGUCAGAAGAGGGAAGCCAGUUCUGAUAUUCAUCAUCUUGAUAACUCCAUUGUCAAGAAAAUGAAGGAUACAAAUGAUAAAUCUCAGUUGGAGACCGAAGAUGUCGAGUCACCUGAAGGUAUCAAAGGGCGUUUGUUGAUAGGUGGAAUAUGGAAGAAUGUUGGGGAAGAAGAAUUAUCUGCCAUUCAAUCUGCGGUAAGGAUAUUAAUAUAAAUUCUUCUACAAUUUUUGCUUUUAAAAUCCAAGUUCCAAAUAGCCUGGAUGAAAUUUUGUUCCAUUUAUCUAUGUUGAGAGAGAAAAGAACAGAAAAAGAAAGAAAAGAAAAUUGUAUUCUGUUCAUCUCUGUUGUGAAAAUUCAUGCAGUUGUAAUGUAACCAUUUGAGUUUGAUUAUUUAUAUUUGAGUGUUCGAGGAGCUUUGUUGGACCA